Messenger RNA from Hypanus sabinus (Atlantic stingray), 2355 nucleotides. Its product is annotated as very low-density lipoprotein receptor-like. Gene Ontology annotation, molecular function: protein binding; calcium ion binding. NCBI's taxonomy places the organism in Eukaryota, Metazoa, Chordata, Chondrichthyes, Myliobatiformes, Dasyatidae. The record is from RefSeq and is a predicted model, not a curated record.
AUGUGUGUGGACUAUAGGACGCUGAGCUGGUGCACCGUCUCUGACCAGUAUACUGUCCUGAGGACUGAAGACAUGCUGGCCUGUCGGAGUGGUGCAAAGUGGUUCAGUGUGCUGGACUUAAGGAGUGAAUGUUACCAGAUCCCCAUGGGUGAGGUUGACAAAAAGAAGACAGCAUUUAUAUGUCCACUGGGAUUCUUCCAGUUUGAAAGGAUGUCCCAGGGCAUCUCGGGAGCCCCUGCAACCUUCCAGUGGGUCAUGGAGAAGACUGUAGGGGAUAUGAACUUGCUUGAGGUAAUGGAUUGGCUUCUUUACUCACUUGGAAGCUUCCUUCAGCCAUUAGCACAGUUGUACAAAGCAAAUUGCUUUAUCUUUCUGAGGUACCUGUUCAUGCACUUCGACUUUAUUUUAGAUGCAGAACUUUGCCAAAUGCAUGAAAUCAGCUGUGGCCCUGGAUCACAUCAAUGUAUUCCUAUCUCUUGGAAAUGUGAUGGACAAAUGGAUUGUGGUAAAGGCAGUGAUGAAGAGAACUGUGACAUCCUCACCUGCAGUCCAACAGCAUUUAUCUGCUCUGAUGGCCGAUGCAUAUCCAAGACAUUUGUAUGUAAUGGUGAAGUUGACUGUGGUGAUGGAAGUAAUGAAAAAGGCUGUGCUCCACCUUCCUGUGGCCCAAACGAAUUUCAUUGCAGUAGUUCAGAAUGUAUCCUGCUUUGUUGGGUAUGUGAUCCUAAUGCUGAUUGUGCUGAUCAGUCUGAUGAAUCUCUGGACCAGUGCAAACACAUUCUUCCUCCAUUGACUUGUCCUCCAAAUGAGAUUCAGUGUGGUUCAGGUGAAUGUAUCCACAGUCAUUGGUUUUGUGAUGGAGAUACUGACUGCAGAGAUGGAACUGAUGAAAUUAAUUUGCCAUGUGGUGUUGGUGCCUGCAUUCAGAAUUACAGGAAGUGUAAUGGACAAAGAUUCUGUCUUGACAGGAGCGAUGAAUUUGGUUGUGGAAGUGCUGCAGUGUGCAAUGAACGUACUGACUUCAGAUGUGGAAGUGGAGAAUGUAUUAAUAUAACAGAAGUGUGCAAUCGACAUCGGGACUGCAGAGACUGGAGUGAUGAACCUGCCCAAAAAUGUAAUGUGAAGGAAUGCCUACUGAAUCAAGGUGGCUGUUCUCAUAUCUGCAAGGAUCUGGUUAUUGGCUAUGAAUGUGAUUGUCCUGCGGGUUUUGAGUUAAAUGAGAAAAGCUGUGGUGAUGAGUGUGAAAAUCCUGGAGCCUGCACAAACUUGGAAGGAAGCUUUCUGUGUGAAUGCCAAAGUGGAUAUCGCGUUGAUCCAGCGAGUGGAACUUGCAAAGCUGUGGGAGAAGAACCUUACUUAAUCUUCACCAAUCACCAUGAUAUCAGGAAACUUGGUCUGCAUCACCAAGAGUAUGAGCCAGUGCUUGCACACCUGAGAAAUGUUGUUGCACUCGAUGCUGAUAUUGCAGAGAAGAGAAUCUUCUGGGCUGACUUGGGAGAGCGUGCAAUCUUUAGUAUGCUAAUAGACAGCAACAAAGGCAACCGUGAUAUUUCCAGAAUAAUUAACAACAUAUGCAUUCAUGUGGGAAUUGCAGUGGACUGGAUUUACAACAACAUAUACUGGACUGAUAUGGGUGCCAGAACUAUAUCCAUAGCAAGCUAUGAUGGAAGACGAAUGAAGACUCUGUUUGACAGUAACUUGAGGGAGCCAGCCUCUAUAGCACUUGAUCCACUGUCCGGGUAUAUGUAUUGGUCAGACCGGGGUGAACCAGCAGUAAUUGAAAAAGCAGGAAUGAUUGGUAUUGAUCGCAAACUCCUUGUGACCACAGACAUCCAAUGGCCAAAUGCCAUUACACUCGAUCGUGUGAAAAACCGACUCUAUUGGGUUGACUCCAAGCUGCACACACUGUCAAGUAUAGACGUGGUUGGAGAAGAUAGAAGAACUGUGUUGUCUUCACAUGGAUUUCUUGGUUAUCCCUUUGGUGUGUCCUUGUUUGAGGACUCAAUCUUCUGGAUUAAUUGGGAGAUUAAUGCUAUUUAUGGAGCUAACAAAUUUACAGGAGAGAAUCUAAUGACUUUAAUCUCCAACAUUAAGGAAGCUCAUGAUAUAAUUGUCUAUCAUGAACUAGCACAGCCGGCAGGUAGAGAUUGGUGUAAUGUAAACUUGAAGAAUGGAGGAUGCAAAUAUAUGUGUCUGCCAGCUCCUCCGAUAGACAAUCACUCUCCAAAGUUUACCUGUGCAUGUCCAUUUGGGAUGGAGUUGCAGAAUGAACAGAACUGCACAACAGCCUUAGAUUAUUUAAUUAUUGCUACAACUAGUGGAAUAAACCAUUGGGAUGGGGAAAGAUGUGGUUAA